UGGAUUUUGGAAAAGUGUAGGAAUAAUAAUAUAUUUGAAGAGAAAAGUUGUUAUUUUAGUGUUUUUUCUACGUAUUUCAACUGAAGGGCGUUUGGAUGCGGUCGCAGAGAAUACUAGGAUAACGUUGUGGCGUUUUGGCAAAAAAGAAGCGAUAUUUUACGUAAAAAAAUUGAAAUUGUUUUGUCAUGAGCAAGUUUAGAAAUGAGAAGAAACCUCCGUCUCAACCACCUCCAGUGACCACAACGAACGAUAUUAUUCCAGGAAAAUUCAACGAAAACCAAUGGAAUUCUAUGGUCGAGGAGGAAAGCAGUCAGGAUUUUAUCCUGGAUCUCCUUGAUGAAAUACUUGACUGUACGGUGCAAGUCAUCCAUGAUAAAUAUAUCCAAAGUCAACUCCAGCCAUAUUCAGUUCAUGCUGCUAAAGACCUUCUCUUACAAAUCAUAGAGUCGAGAUUCCUCGAACAUGAUCUGGGGGAAGUGUCUCCUGCUAACGAUGUAACGUGGCUUGAAGAUGAAGAGCCAAUACCGUGCGUCACGGAUUCCUGGUCACAAGGCUCGGUUCCAGUCCAGCGUUGUCAGUCCAGACCAUUGUCAGCAAGAUGUGAAUCCAGGACUCUCACCCGGAGCUGCUCCGAGUCUAACUCUCUGGAGAACUCACCAAGAAGCGAGGGUGUAGAAAGUUAUGAAGAUCGAAAUGAAGUUGAACCUGAGGCGGAACGAAAUGAAACAACACAAGAGAGUUGUGAAACAGAAAUCCCCCCUCCCUUGGAAGUUGUUCCCUCGCCUCCACCUACUUCUAGGGUGGUAUCACCUGGUCGACGGAAGCACGUUGUAAAAACUACCAAAAAGACAACGCAAUCAGAAAGAAAAAAGUCGAAAACACAAGUUGUUGAACAGCGCGCAAGUCAGGCAGACCCCGUCGAGAACACCGGCUCAAUGAAACCAGUUCAACAGAUUCGAACAAGUAGAGCCCCUCCUGGUGAACAAGAAGUGACGUAUGAUGAACAGGGGAACAUUGUGGCUAUGAUGAGGUUUAGUGUGGAUAAACUACCAACACACAGAAUACGGCCUCGUUUCGGAAUUCUGGAUCCACAGACGGACCCAAUUCACCCCCUUUCGACACAGCCAGGUCGAAAAGGAACGAAGAAAGACGCAACUUUGAGCAGACAAGGGCGUUUAGCAGAUGUGAGGAGAAAAAGAGAGGUUAUACAGACGUUUAAAAGUCCUUCGAUGAAAUCUAAUAUGUCGCUGGAGAUCACUGAGGACAGCGAGGUUGUUAAGCCAUUACCCCCGCCAUUGUCGGACUCCAUGGAAAUCUCAGCCGGUGUGAUUGUUCGAGAAGGCGACAUUGUGCGUAAAGGUCCCAAAACGAUCCCAGCUGGUCGUCAAAAAUCCCCGACAGACAUUCUCAAUCUACAGCCUGUUGGAUCGCUGGCAAAAAGACAGACUAUCUCAGUGUCUGACGUCAUAGGUAACACGUCACCAGUAAUCAGGCAGAUGCGCAUACACGAACCCAUUCCCCCGAUCGCGCACCGCGGGUAAAAACAUGGCGAAUGCUGUGUAUAUAUUGGAUGAUAGAUUUUGUCAUAGAUAAGCCUUGCAUGUGCGCGUUUUUUGAGGAUUUUUCUGUUUGCGGUUUAAUCAAUACGUUGUUAAAGAUCUCAGAUAACUGUUUGGAUGCAUUAAAUUGUAAAUUGAAGUAUAAAAAACAAACAAAAUGGUUCAUAAAUAUGUUAUUAUGACAUUAUGUCUAAAAAACUAAAACGUUGAA
Messenger RNA from Dendronephthya gigantea, 1770 nucleotides. RefSeq lists its product as uncharacterized. The transcript is spliced from 10 exons. The record is from RefSeq and is a predicted model, not a curated record. NCBI's taxonomy places the organism in Eukaryota, Metazoa, Cnidaria, Anthozoa, Malacalcyonacea, Nephtheidae. The coding region runs from base 186 to 1541 and encodes 451 amino acids.